Molecule: messenger RNA, 1206 nt
Organism: Lathyrus oleraceus (garden pea)
Lineage: Eukaryota; Viridiplantae; Streptophyta; Magnoliopsida; Fabales; Fabaceae
Product: ethylene-responsive transcription factor 6
Exons: 1
Coding region: 234-1121 (295 amino acids)
Biological process (GO): ethylene-activated signaling pathway; regulation of DNA-templated transcription
Molecular function (GO): DNA-binding transcription factor activity; DNA binding
Source: RefSeq, a predicted model, not a curated record
CGCAAAGAAAGAAAAAUGAUAGAAUGAUUGAGAAAGAGAAAUACGAUGCUUCCUCCUACCAUCCCUUUAUACAAAGUCGCACACACACACUCAUUAUUUUUCACCUUUCUCCUUUCUAUAUAUAACCCUUUUCCACUCAACUUAGACAAACACGAUCCUAUCCUCUCUUAUCUUUCUUCUCAUAAUUCUUCUAAUAAAAACAACUUCAAUUCAAUUAAUACACAUAUAUACUAAUGGCUAACGCUGAAGAAGUUUCAGCUCUUAAAAGCAUCAAACUGCAUCUUCUUGGUGAAUUUUCACCACUUCCAUCUCCAAUUUCACAACCUUGGAGUUUUGAUUUUGAUUUUGAUUUUCAAUUUCAAACCAAUUCUCAACCCCAAACAAACUCUUCCACUUUUGAUUCUUCAAUCUCUUAUUUCACAAAUCUUAUUGAAUCAGAGACACGUAUUCCGGUCUUUGAAAAUGACUCCAAGACUCAACCAAUUGAACCGGCUAGUCCUGAAACCCUAAUUUCUCAUACUCAGAAAAUCGUAGAGAAGAAGCCUCAACUGAAUCGUAAACCAUCGCUGAAAAUCGCUCUACCGAAUAAAACCGAAUGGAUCCAAUUCGGAAACCCGGAUCCGAACCCGGAGGUGGUUGUUCAGAAACCGGAAGUUGUUGAGAAACAGCACUACAGAGGAGUUAGACAAAGACCGUGGGGAAAGUUCGCCGCCGAGAUCCGCGAUCCGAACAAACGCGGCUCAAGAGUUUGGCUUGGAACUUUCGAAACGGCUAUCGAAGCCGCCAAAGCCUACGAUCGUGCCGCUUUUAGGCUUCGUGGAUCUAAAGCGAUUCUCAACUUUCCAUUAGAAGUCAACGCCAUGGCGGCAGCGGCGGCGGUGGAGAACUCCGGCGAGAACAAAAAACGUUGCCGUGAAGAGGAAGAGGAUGAUGUAGUGGAAGUGAAACCGGUGGUGAAAAAGGAGAAAACGGAGGAAUUUGAUGUAAACUGUAUUAAAGAGAUGCCGUUAACGCCGUCAAUUUGGACUGGGUUUUGGGAUGUUGAUGUAAAGGGAACGUUCAGCGUUCCACCGUUAUCGCCGUUAUCUUCCUUUUGUUUUUCACCUCUAGUGGCUGUGUGAAUUUUCUAUUUUGGGUUUAGUUUAUGUAUUUCACCUCUAGAGAUGACAAAUGCACAUUUUAUGGAAUUAUUAUUUAAUUUAUUCA